AUGUGGAGUACGGGAGUCGCUGGGCUGGCGCAGAUUCCCGGGCUAAGUCGGGAGCUACAGCUGUUCCUGCGGAGCUCCAGCCUGGCCGCGGCGACGGCGCCGGGGCACAGCACAGACCGCUCCAGCUCCAGGCUCUCCUCUCCUCUGCCUCACCUCAGCAUCGCCAUGGAGCCCAACAGCCCCAAAAAAAUACAGUUUGCUGUGCCCCUGUUUCAGAGCCAAAUAGACCCUGAGGCAGCUGAGCAGAUCAGGAAAAGAAGGCCGACGCCAGCAUCACUCGUCAUCAUGAAUGAACACAUGCCCCCAGAAAAAGACGAGAAGAGAACAAACAUCUCACAGGCAGAGUCGCAGAGUGCCUCUCCCAAGCAGAGGAAGCAGAGCGUCUUCACCCCUCCUGCCCUCAAAGGGAUUAAGCAUCUGAAGAGUCAGAGCGAGUCAGUGUUCCCAGAAGAAGAAGAGGGGCUUGGCGAGCGGGAAGAGGAGUGGGGCCAUUAGCCAGACGGAG
Molecule: messenger RNA, 505 nt
Organism: Agelaius phoeniceus (red-winged blackbird)
Lineage: Eukaryota; Metazoa; Chordata; Aves; Passeriformes; Icteridae
Gene: PPP1R1C
Product: protein phosphatase 1 regulatory inhibitor subunit 1C
Biological process (GO): intracellular signal transduction
Cellular component (GO): cytoplasm
Molecular function (GO): protein phosphatase inhibitor activity
Source: RefSeq, a predicted model, not a curated record